This is a messenger RNA of Papilio xuthus (Asian swallowtail), 4577 nucleotides long. Its product is annotated as zinc finger protein 608. The coding region runs from base 1 to 2145 and encodes 714 amino acids. Gene Ontology annotation, cellular component: nucleus. Gene Ontology annotation, biological process: regulation of transcription by RNA polymerase II. The record is from RefSeq and is a predicted model, not a curated record. The transcript is spliced from 11 exons. NCBI's taxonomy places the organism in Eukaryota, Metazoa, Arthropoda, Insecta, Lepidoptera, Papilionidae.
AUGAGUACCAGAGACUACAUUAACGGUUUUCAAGAAACUGCCGAAGUAUGUGUGGGCACGUCAGUCGGUACUAUUACGGAGCCCGACUGCCUCGGCCCCUGCGAGCCUGGUACCUCGGUCACGUUGGAGGGCAUCGUGUGGCACGAAACGGAAGGUGGUGUCCUAGUAGUCAAUGUAACCUGGCGGGGGAAGACCUACGUGGGCACGUUACUGGAUUGUACGCGACAUGAUUGGGCGCCGCCGCGGUUUUGUGACUCCCCGACGGAGGAGUUGGACUCGAGGACGCCGAAAGGUCGGGCAAAACGCGGUCGAGGCGCGGCACCCACCGACAUGACCAACUUCACGGAGACGCGCUCCUCCGUGCACAGCAAACUGCGCAACGGCGGCGCGAAGGGCCGGCGCGCGCUACCCUCUCCCACGCCGUUCACGCCACCACGGCCAGACUCCAAGAGGAACUCAGAGCUAGAAGAACCGACGGCAGAACCGGCGUCGCCUGCCUGUCCUCCCUCGGAGCCCGCAACCCCCGCCACGCCUGUGAAGUCUCCCACGCCAGCGAAGUCUCCGGACGUGAAGAGCGACAAAUCCCCUGAGAAAUCGCCGGAGAAGACGGAACCAGUUGAAGUGUCGCCGCAGCCUAGGUUCCCUGAGGAGUUUGCGCCCACGCCAGAGCCGACUCCGCAACCGGAGCGACCUCCGACGCCGCCGGUGCCCUCCACGCCCCCGCCUGAAACCCUCCCUCCGCUCCAGACUUUACAACCGACGCAAUUCAAGGUGAAACCUCGGUCAGCUUUAAUGCCAUCUGAGGAGCGUAAAUCAACGGAGUCCCCGGCGGAGGAGUCUCCGGGCAAGCGGAGAGCACGGCGCUCCCCCACGCCGGGCGUGCGAUCGCCCGCCUACUCCGACAUCUCGGACGACGCCGCGCCGCCGGAGGGCGCGCCUGACGCCGAGCCCAGCCAUCGCCCCUUCCCCGUCUACCAUCAGUACUACGGGCAGCCACAGUAUCUGCAGCCCACGCACCCCCCCGCCGCGCCUCCGCCACAACAAGAUAAGAGCAAGGAGGACCUCAGUAAAGGCGACCCUAAAGCUGAUCUCAAGGACAACAAACCAGAGAGCGGACCACAAAAAGUUCUACCGCAGCAUUUCUAUCCAUACAACUACGUUCAAAAUUUUCCCUACAACGUGGAAUCUGGUGCACCGCCGGGAACACCGCUAGAAGACAAGGGCAAGUCCCACGGUGACGGCGACCGGUCCAAGACGACACCCAGCCCAUUGGACAAGAGCAAACAGCCCAGGCCGCCCGACGGCAAAGAGAAUCCGGCGCGCCCCAACGAGAACCAUCAGAUACUCAAAGAGAGCAUAGAGAUGAAGGCCCAGAUGGGCUCCUACGCAUUCCAACGACCGCCACAUACCAGGGAAGAAGAAUUGAGAAGGUACUACAUGAGCUUAGAGCAAAGACGCAAAGAAGGCGGUGAUGUGAAGCCUGGAGGUCCCCCGGGCAUGCCGGGCGCUGCGGGCGGGCCGGGGGGCGGGGGCAACACCGGCCCGCCGCGCACCCCGCAGCCCGCUCACAAGCCCCCGCCCAAAGACAAGGAAGACAAGCCCAAGGAGGAGGUCAAGAUUAAACAAGAAGGACAGAAACCGACAACAGAAACCCAAGGGCCACCUCCUCCGCCGACGUCACAGUACUACCUCCCGCCUUACAUGCAGCCUCCGCACUAUGGAGCGUUGCCGUUCGACCCCGUGUACCGAGCCCCCUUGAGUCCCAUGCUGGUGAGCGGGUACGGCCCCGGGUGGUCGGUACCAAGGUAUCAUGCCCCCGAGGACUUGUCCCGUCCCGGGGCGCCGGGGAAGCUAGAACUAUUGCCUCCGGGGCAGUACUACGGGGGACACGGAGGGCACGGGGCACACGGGGCGCAUAAGAUCCACGAGCUGCAGGAGCAUGCUAAGUCACCAGUGGGCAAGGCGCCGCGUGCUGAGGCGCCCAAAGAGGGCGCCCGUUCGCCGCCGCCGCAGCGCCACGUGCAUACACACCACCACACACACGUCGGUCUCGGCUACCCGCUCUAUCCCCCGCCUUAUCCAGCGGCUGCGGUGUUAGCGAGCACGCAAGCGGUGGUCAACUCAUUCCCAACGCCGCCUAAAUGAGACAAAUAACCCCGCAAUAAGGACAAAUCCACAAGAAGGGCGCGUGUUCCCCGGCCGAGCGCGCUCGCUGCCUCAACGGACGUGCCCAGAUGAAACUAAACUCACCGAUAGUGACAGUGCAGUGACGUGACAAUGACCGACUACAGGUCGACUUUAUCCAGUAGCCAUAAAUAAACUCUGUGAUUUCGCGUAAUUAAAACACGAGUGUAGAAAAUGUGACGUGCGCUUUGAAUGUUAGGUGUGUGAACUGAUAGUUACCUGAAAUAUAGUGUUGUGUUCCGAGAACUCUCGAAUGGAUGUUGGUGGUUGGACAUUGGUUUAUGUUGUUGUGGACGCAGUUGGACGUUUUGCACUCGCUGUCCCCUCUCACUGGAACCUAUUUUAUAUUAACUAGUGAAAGCACAAACUAGUUUUGUACAUAUUAGAUUUAUGUGUAAAUUCCCCUACAUUAGAAUCCAAUGCAGUUAUUGUAAUAUACAUCGAAUUAUAUCCUCUUGUACCCUGUGUGCAUCGUACUGAUUGCAAGCUCGCUGUUCGAUGUUUCAAAUCAUUUGCAGUGAGAUUUUCUAAAUGAUAAUAGCAUUCCACGAGAUAAAGCAAGCGUAACUAGUUUAAACAUAAUUUUAAUUGUUUAUAACUAAGAUAGAUUAAGUUUAAAGGCGUUAAUGUGAUCAAUAUGAGUCGUAGUGUGCACAAAUCGUACUCUGUCUCGAUUAUAAUGAGGAACGACUAUAUAUAUAUACAUAGAGCAUCCUAUAGAAUUGUGGAGUGUUUGACUGUCGCUGUGCGUAAUGUAUUUCUGGCUUAUAAUGAUUAUUGUUAACGAAAAUAAUCUCAUAUUUCGAUAUUCUCGACUCCCGAGCCCACACUGAAGCAAGUUAGCCGGCAACAAUUUAAUGUUGAUUCUUAGUACUUCCUCUUAUCCCGUUUUUGUGUGGGUUUUUCAUACAAGUCUUCCAGUCGAAUUGUUCAUACGACUGUCGCAAUAUUUUACGUCUACAUUUUUUUAAUCUAUAUUAAUAUUGAACAAACUGUUUUUUCUCUGUAUUAAUUCACAAUGUAAAAAACACAAAUGUGUAUGGUAUUGUAGAAAAAUCUAUUUUUAGUAGUGAAACACAUCAAUUUAGAUCAACUCGAUCGAUAUACUUUGUAGAGAUAUUUUCUAUAAUUUAAUAUUUUAUUCAAUGUACGAACGUACCUGUCCGAUAAAUAAAACCGAUAUUUAUAGAAGCUGGGCCUAAAUACCUAAGUUUGUAUUAAAAAAAAUGAUUCAUGUUGACAACUGGAAACCAGUGAAAUUAUUAUUUUACAAUUAUUAUUUACUUUAAAACUGCGACUGCCUAAAAUAUGUUUAUAAAUAAAAUUGAAACAGUUAGAGCUUUUUCAGUACAAACUGUUAUUUCCUAAGCUAAGUCGAAAAAAGUAUAAUUUGGUCAGAAAAAAAGAUUAGACUUCUCCUUAGGGAGAUCGGCCGUUUUAAAUCUUAUGUAAGCAUUAAGUGUCAAUGCUAUAAUCGAUAUCAAAUUACAAUGAGCUCUAAUUUUUUUUUUAAUUUCUUUGAGUAAAUUAUUUACCUAUUUUGUAAUACAAUAAAUCAAUAUUAUUUGGAUGCAGGCGGCUCUCUCUUUAUACAUUGUAAAGUUUUAAUCAAAUACAUUUGUUACAAUUACUUCCAAAUACUACUUAUUUUGUUGUUCAAUAAUUGAACUAAAAUAGAUUAUGUAAAAAAUUACCUUCAAAGAAUGGUAUGAUUUUGUGUACCUUUUAUGGAGCAUAUACAAAAACGUGUGUAACAUUUGAUUUGUUACUUUUUUUUAUUAAAACUGUCUAUCCCACUUUGAUUUCAUGUUAAUUUCCCAAGUUUUAUUAUUAUUAAUUACUUUUGAUAAUUAAAAAUUAUAAUUUAAAAUCAAAGAGUUAUAAGGGACAUGUCCUCGGGGGCAUGAUACCUUGGUACCGACCACCCGGGGCCGUACCCGCUCACCAGCAUGUCGAUUUUUACUAUGAUUUGAGGUAGUCGAAAUAUUUUUUUUUUUUCAUAUUAAAUACAAAGAAAAUAAGCAGGAAGAAUAAUUUAAAAAUUAAUUUGUUUAAUUUAACAUUUUAUAUGAUAGAAAACGUUUUUGUGUUUGCUCCGUGAAAAUGUCACUUUAUUAUUAUACUAAUGUAUGAAUGUUGUGGGAGCGUGUAUGACUAACAUGAUCUCACGCAGCGCUCGUCUAUCUUCGAUGGAAUAUAAACAUAGACUGAUCGUUUCCUUUUUACUCAUUGGAUGUAAAACUUGACGCGAAGCUUCGCGCCUCUUCGUCUUGUGUCUAUUGUGUAUAUCAUAUUUGUGUAUUGUUUUGAUGUAACUAAAAUCAGUUUGAUUUUUUCUUAGAAGAGAAAUUGGAGGAAGUUAAAAAACGAAAUAAAAAAUAAAUUAUUUCUUA